CGUCCGGCUUCCAAACCCUAAAACCUCAAAGUUCCUCCUUCGCAAACGCACAAAGCUCUUACAGACAGUUCCAAGCGAAAGAAGAGCGGAGGCGCAAAGAGAGGAACCAUGGCGGAUAGCAAGGCAGUGACGAUCCGUACGAGGAAGUUCAUGACCAACCGUCUUCUCUCGAGGAAGCAAUUUGUCAUCGAUGUUCUGCAUCCUGGUAGACCCAAUGUCUCCAAGGCAGAGUUGAAGGAAAAACUUGCAAGGUUGUACGAGGUGAAAGAUACAAAUGCCAUCUUUGUUUUCAAGUUCCGCACCCACUUUGGAGGGGGAAAAUCCACUGGGUUUGGUUUGAUUUAUGAUUCCGUAGAGAAUGCAAAGAAGUAUGAGCCAAAGUACAGGCUGAUCAGGAAUGGACUGGAUACAAAGGUGGAAAAGUCAAGGAAGCAACUCAAGGAAAGGAAGAACAGAUCCAAGAAGAUUCGUGGAGUCAAGAAGACCAAGGCUGGUGAUGCUGCCAAGAGUGGGAAGAAGAAAUGAGUGCUUGAGCAUGUUUUUGGAUCGCAUGUGUUCGCUGGCGGUUCCUAUCCGCAUUUUGUUAUUUUAUUUUGUUAGUAGGCGUAAAAUUUUCUGUGUUUUUAAUUUUUAUGAAGAAAAAAAAACGCUUAUGAUGUUUUAACUAUUCGAUAAGGAAGUUUUAAAAUGUAGCAUGUUGUUUUUGACUUAUGAAUGUUAAAGAUAUUGAAUUUUGAGUACUAAAUUUACUGAUUAUGAGUCGUA
Molecule: messenger RNA, 765 nt
Organism: Prunus mume (Japanese apricot)
Lineage: Eukaryota; Viridiplantae; Streptophyta; Magnoliopsida; Rosales; Rosaceae
Product: small ribosomal subunit protein eS24z-like
Biological process (GO): translation
Cellular component (GO): ribosome
Molecular function (GO): structural constituent of ribosome
Source: RefSeq, a predicted model, not a curated record